This is a messenger RNA of Coregonus clupeaformis (lake whitefish), 6046 nucleotides long. Its product is annotated as inactive ubiquitin carboxyl-terminal hydrolase 53-like. The record is from RefSeq and is a predicted model, not a curated record. The transcript is spliced from 17 exons. The coding region runs from base 985 to 4221 and encodes 1078 amino acids. NCBI's taxonomy places the organism in Eukaryota, Metazoa, Chordata, Actinopteri, Salmoniformes, Salmonidae. Gene Ontology annotation, biological process: protein deubiquitination; sensory perception of sound; response to auditory stimulus. Gene Ontology annotation, molecular function: cysteine-type deubiquitinase activity. Gene Ontology annotation, cellular component: cell-cell junction.
UGCCGCUCAAGAGGCGGGGUUUGACCUCGCAGCUCUGAAAACAUCACUAAUCCAGUAUUUCAGGUGCAGAAGUCGAUCAUUGCUCACUACAUCUGCGCAUCAACAACUGCAAGAAACACAGACGACUCUAAAAACCGGAAUAGCCUACAGCAAGUGAAUGGGACCGAUGGUGUCAAAAACUGGAAUUAUACAGGAAGAAAGAGUCCGUAACGAUGAUAACAGCUAAGUUGUAACACGUGCUUUUAGUUAUUUGGUUUAAUUUAUAACGAGCCUUCUAUGGAAUUUAUCCCGCAACGACUGUUGGGACAGGAUCAUAGGCUUCGUCAAUUUCCACCGAAAAUCCAGCUGUUUCCAUUUCAAGAAUUCAAACACAUUUGGAAGAUCUGCAGAUUCCCUAUCUUGGGAUAUUUUGGUAUUUCUUUAAAACGAUCAGACCUAAUUGACAUCCAAUGGUAAGAGCUGCCUGGUUAGAUCUUCGCUAUGGAUGAACCUUGGAAAGGGCCGAUCAAUUCCAUUUGACUGCUCUAUAACGUCAGGGCAAUGUGGAGUGCCCCCAGAGACAACCGGGGCCCACAGCCCCUCCCAUCCCUGUACUGAAUCCCCAGUGCAGAAUGAUCCAGGCUGGAGAAUGCCUAACACCCCUACUUCAGGAGUCAAACGGCUAUGCAUAAGAACAAUCAGACUAACAAUCUGUUUAGAAAUGAUAUUCUCCGGAUUCAAAACACUUCCUAGCCAGUGAUAAAAAAACAAAACAACAUUUUGACAUUUAAGACCAUUCCAAGUGGUGGACAAGGUAAAAUCACCUUCCUAUCGAGCUGUGGAGAGGUGGCAGUAGUCACCCAUGUGUAGGAGGAAAAUAGCUGCUGCUAGUGGAAUAACGUAGCCUCAGAUUGUCGGGGGUUCGUGUCUUGCCGGGGCGAGGGAUCCCACCAGUCUGCCUCACCGAGUGACUCCGCUCCCGUCCAAAGGCAGACCCUCUAUCAAAUGGCAUGGGUCAAGUUCUUCAGGAAGCCGGGGGGCAAUCUCGCCAAAUCCUACCAGCCGGGGAGCAUGCUGUCUCUGGCCCCCACCAAAGGCCUGCUGAACGAGCCGGGGCAGAACAGCUGCUUUCUCAACAGUGCGGUGCAGGUGCUGUGGCAGCUGGACAUCUUCAGACGCAGUCUGAGGCAGCUUCCUGGACACUUCUGUCUCGGAGACUCUUGCAUCUUCUGUGCGUUGAAGGGCAUCUUCUCCCAGUUCCAGCACAGUCGGGAGCGCGCCUUGCCCUCGGACAACCUGCGUCAUGCCCUGGCAGAGACCUUUAAAGACGAGCACCGCUUUCAGCUCGGCUUCAUGGACGAUGCUGCCGAGUGCUUUGAGAAUAUUCUGGAGCGGAUCCACCUGCACAUUGUGCCUGAGGAGACCGAUGCCUGCACCUCCAAGUCCUGCAUCACACACCAGAAGUUUGCCAUGACACUCUAUGAACAGUCUGUGUGCCGUAGCUGUGGGGCAUCCUCCGACCCCCUGCCCUUCACUGAGCUAGUGCAUUAUGUCUCCACCACUGCCCUCUGUCAACAGGUGUAUCAGAGGCGGGACGAGUCAUUUGGAGAGCUCCUGCAAGCUGCCAGCACCGUAGGGGAUUCCCGCAACUGUCCGAGUAACUGUGGCCAGAGGAUCAAGAUCCGCCGGGUCCUCAUGAACUCCCCGGAGAUCGUCACCAUCGGCUUCGUGUGGGACUCAGACCAGUCAGACCUCACAGAGGACGUCAUUCGCUCGCUGGGGCCACACCUCAACCUCUCUGGGCUCUUCUACCGGGUGACAGACGAGGACGCCAAAAAGGGAGAGCUUCUAUUGGUUGGGAUGAUCUGUUACUCCAGCCGCCACUACUGUGCCUUCGCCUUCCACACCAAAUCCGCCAAAUGGGUGUUCUUCGACGACGCCACGGUCAAAGAGAUUGGGACCCGGUGGAAAGACGUGGUCACCAAAUGCAUCAAGGGCCACUUCCAGCCCCUCCUCCUAUUCUACUCCAACCCAGAUGGCAGCGCCAUCUCCGUAGACGACGCCUCGCGCCAGAACAGUGACCGCUCCAACUACAAGUCCCCCGUCAACGGAGACGUCCAAGCACCCGAGUCUCCACUUCCGGGUCCCAAGAAGCUGGAUCUGACCAGGGAGAACCUGAAUGCCCUGCUGGGCCCCGGCAGCUUCAAACAGAAGAGCCAGACCCCUUCCACCUUUACCAAGGGCAGCGGCCAGACUAGCGGGGGCCGAGGACCAGUGAAGCUGGGCACCAGUGAUCCUAAGAGCCGUCUGAAGGACAUCUCCAGAGAGGUGGUCCAGAAGGCAGGGGAGGUCCGGGGGAUGCACCCCUCCAGGAGAGACCAGGACAGGACGGAGAGGAGGAGACAGGACACCCGCUACCGUGAGCCAAUACCAGAGAGGUACUCGCGCUCCGCCUCCCCGCCGGAGAAUUGCUUCAAGCCGCACCUGUAUGCCAGCCAGGGCAAAGGGCCCACCAGGACCGAGAGGACCCCCCACUUUGGCGGCAGGUCCUCCACUCAUGAGGGGCCUCCUCACUCCAGUGUCCAGGUACUACCAGCCCUGCCCAGCGGCGGUGGGGGCUCCGGUGGCGGCCAUUACAGCCGGAGACUGGAGCAGCUUUCUAACGGCUACGACACGGACAGCAGCCAGGACUCGCGGGAGCGCCCUGGGAGCCGGGACGGUGGCCGUAACUCCAGUUCUAGCAGCAGUAGUAGCAGCAGGCCAAGUCGGCCAUGGAAGCCCAUGCGCGAGGUGCUAAACGUGGAUAGUGUGAUAAGUGGCGUUGGUGGUGGUGGUGGAGGGAGUCAGGCGCACCGGCAGCACAGUCCCCACCGGAUACCCUCCAGCCAGGAGGUGGCGCCACCCUCCCCCGAAAGAGACAGGGACCGGGACUUCACAUGGGGCGGGUGCGAGGAGCACAAGCCCAAGAGCCUGAUGACCAUCUACGAGGACGAGCAGCGGCCCGAGACGGGCGGCAGCCGCAGUUCACUGGAGUCAGAGGGCAAGGACAGGUCAAAGGGCAGCACGGUGAUGGCGAGCACGCUGAAGGUGCGCAGUGACAACUGGAAGUUCCAGCGCACCGAGUCGGGAUACGAGAGCAGCGACCGCCUUAGCAACGGCUCGGCUAACCUGGACUCGCCAGUUGUGGAGAACUUCACGUCCAAAGAGCUGAGGCCCAUACCUGAGGUACACCUGACAAGGGACCCCUUCCCUCACUGGCGAGGUGACGACUCCAAGACCGACAUCUUGCAUUCCUCCUUCUCCUAUGGUGAACACCCAGCAAAGUUUCCAGACCUGCAAGAUGCACAUCUCCUCAAAUUGAGUCCAAGUUCACAAAGAAGAAGAGCCUUCCGAUAUACGCAUGGAAUUCUGGAGAGGAGUGAAGGUCUGGAUGACGAGCAGGAGGAUAACCUCGAUGGCAGCCUCAGCCGGGUCAGCCCCAUUCCCCCAUACCUGCCCAAGACCAGCAGCUCAGAGUGGAACAGCCAUGACGACCUCGCCGACCCCUUCUCCGAACAGGAAGAGACAGCACCCCUGGUCCCCAGAGACCCCUCCCCCCAGCCCCACUACCACAUCCUGGCCCCGCUUCUCCCUCCCAAGAGCUACGUCCACCGAUUGACAGACCAAUCGGGCUUCUGCGUUCCCCAGCUCCAGGAGCCCUUUCGGACAAGCCCCCGAAAUGAGACCAAAAACGGUCCGAUCCCCUCCCUCUCCAAAACCACCCUCCGCAGGUGGAUUGAGAUGCCCGCCGAGCACAAGCUCUCAUCGGACGCUAGCUCCAAGUCAGGCUCGUCGGACCAGGACCGGAAUGAUCUGUCGGCCAGUGAGAGCGGAGAGGAGAAGUUUCCCAGCUCAAUGCCAGGGGACGACACGGACGACUUAGAGUGCCCGGUGACAGUGGAGAUGGUUCUACCUAUGGGCCUCCCCACCACCUACUUCUCUGUGGACAAUUGUAUGACGGAAACAUACCGGGCCAAAUACCACCAGAGGCCCACCCUGUACAUGAUGACGGACGCUAAAGGCGGGGAACAACACGUGUCGUCUGGUGACAGCGACCUGGGAGAGGGGGGACUCCCCAUCCCAGAGGCCCAACCUACAGAGCCCCCCAAGAGCCGGCCUGAAUCAGGUUACUACACCAGUAAACCUAUAGCUAAAUGGAAUCCUGUAACACCCAAAGGACUUGAUGAACAUGGGUUUCUGUGAUGGAAACUACCGUUGAAGGGGCCUGGUAUGAAAGCCACAUUUAGAACAAUCUUCAUCUCCUUCUAAAAGUGUUGAAACCCUCUUACGGUGACGCUUAUAUGCUUGUACAGAUGUCAUAUCAGAAGUCAGAUAUUAAUCUGGAAUGCCAAAGAGAUUGGUAACUCCCAGAGGCAGUACAAGUCUGAAGAGUACUCUUCAGUUCAGCAGUAGUCUCAGGAGUCUUGCGCCACCCCUGCAGAACAGUCUUCGUACGAUUGUGAUUGUGGCCACUAGAUGGCAGCAGCAGUAAUUGUGGAUUUGCACAGUAGAACGCAAAAAAAUAAAUAAUGAAAGAGGAUCCAAAUCUAGGAUGGUUCUUGGUCGACGCAGGGACCUGCUCGAACUUACUUCCAAGGUCAUUCACGGGUUUGCUCACUGAAGAAUAUCUCCCACGAAACCACUUUUCCCCUCCAGAGAUUAUCAAAUAAACUACAUGUAACAAUGACAAUAACUCAUCUCUAACCUUUACGCAGAAAAUCUAUGGAAUGCUUGUAUUUAUUUCUUGAAUUACGGUCAUUUCAGUGUUAUACGGUGACUGCGCUACUUCUGCCUAUGUAACAAGGUGAGGUACAUAAGCCUUGAGCAGGUUUUUACUGUCAAUUUCCAGUGUUGAUGCAUUCAUGGAAUAAGGGAGAUUCAGUUUGUGUACACUUAUGCAUUGUGUUUGUAGGAGCACAUCUAAAAUAAAUCCCAAGGGUCCCCCUGAGUGGCCAGAGGCACCUGGUGUUGGGUGAAUCUGUUCCAGUCCGAGGUUGCUUGAGAAAUGGCUCUCUCCUAAGAGGCUAUUUUUGAAAAUGUUUGAAAAAAAAAUGUCUAAAACAAAUCACAGUAAGGUACUUCAUUGUUACCCAGAAAUUAUUUGAGAUUGAGAUAAAAACGGCUACAUUGGACCUUUUUUAAUAAUUGUUAGGAGAGAAGCAUCUCAAGUCAUUGGCAUCUGGUGUAUGUUCUAAGCUGCCUUUUUAACCCUGCCAUCCCAGGGGUGUAUUCACUAGGAACCAAAUGGACGAAAUGGGGAGGGACUAACCUGAACUUGUUCAAUAAGAAACACUAAUUUUCGUUAAAUGGUUUGCACUAACAAAUACACCCCUGAACAUUUGCUGCUAUGUUUUGUAAGGCUUUCUAUCCCCAGUUCAGAUCACCUCUCACACUCUUUUCCAGAUAUAAGCUUCUGUGUUCGCUCUUUAAUGUUUCUCCUGUCACAUACUGGGCAGUAUGUUAAAGGUAUGUUACUUCUCAUGUUGUCAAACCAUGCUUCUGUAUAUUUGUCUUCGAGUACAUUUGUCUCCUGGGUCAAACACGUGUCAAAUACGUUAGGAGUGUUUAAUUUAGAUUUUCCUGUACAAUGGAACCAAUUGAAUUAGAUCCAAAUGCCCAAACUCCAAGCUAAAUCCAGCCCAACUCAAACUUGUGUAAGUAUUUGAAAUAUGAAUUUGACCCAGGUCUGUUGAUUUACCUACACUUAAACCAAAACCUCAAGAAUGGAUUGAGUAAUGGAUGUUAAGUAAGGAUUUUAGGAGUGUCUUAAUGAAGUAGAAAAGGCCUGCUGUUCUGCAGGUAUUGUUCUAUCUUGACCCCCAGAAAUUAUCAGAACAUUGUCUACAUGUACAUCCUAUGUAUUUCAUGGUGACAUUCUAGAGAUGCUGUAAAAAUGUUAUUUUGUGUUUUGAUAUAUUGCUCAGCAGACUUCACUGCACAGUGCCUUUCUAGUUUUUUUUAUGUCGAAACGAGUUGAAAUAGGAGCCAUCAUUUGUACAAUAUGUUAUUUUUAAAAAUGUUUUUUUAA